AUGCCUGGGACUUGGCUGCUGCUUCUCCUGGCCCUCGGGUGUCCAGCCCUGCCCACAGAGGUAACCACUCUCCUGAGGCUGGCACAACAAGGUGUGGGCAGCACACCCUUCCCCUCUCUGGCCCCACCAAUCACACUGCUGGUGGAUGGGAAGCAGCAGACUCUGGUGGUUUGCCUGGUCCUCGACGUUGCACCCCCUGGCCUUGAGAGUCCCAUCUGGUUCUCAGCUGGGAAUGGCAGCUCACUGGAUGCCUUCACCUAUGGCCCUUCCCCAGCAGCUGAUGGCACCUGGACUAGCUUGGCUCAGCUUUCCCUGCCCUCUGAGGACCUGGCAGCCUGGGAGACCCUGGUCUGCCACACUGGGCCUGGGACUGGGGACCACAGCCAGAGCACACAGCCUCUACAGCUGUCAGGAGAGGCUUCCUCAGCCAGGACCUGCCUCUGGGAGCCUCUCAGGGGGACCCGGGGCCAGGCGCUGCGGCUCGGGGCGCUGCGGCUGCUGCUCUUCAAGCUGCUGCUGUUGGAUGUGCUUCUGACCUGCAGCCGCUUCCGCGCCCCGCCCGCCGCGCGGGGGGACCCGGCCCGGGCGCCUCGCCCUGGGGACCCCGGGCUCCCCGCGGCCCCGCGGGCGGACCACCUUCUCCUCCCGCAGCCUCCGCCACCGGGAGGAUCGCCCGCAGCCCCCACCGACUGGAUUCGCCGCAGUGAGGGGUGGACCACAGGCCGAGGGCUCAGCCUGUCCACCCCGCCCGCGCUGCAGCCCCGGGACGGCCGCUGGGUUCACACCCGCCAUCCGGGUCGGGAUCCCAGGAGCCCUGUCUGGGAGGAGGGGCCGCUGGUGCUCAGGGCGUGGCGCUCGGGACCCGCCCUCAGUAUUCCUGCCUCCAGCCUUGGAGCAUUUCUCUGUGAUCUGCCUCCUCCAGCUGACCCGAGCUUCCCCGGGGGCUAG
Messenger RNA from Eubalaena glacialis (North Atlantic right whale), 948 nucleotides. RefSeq names its product pre T cell antigen receptor alpha (gene PTCRA). The coding region runs from base 1 to 948 and encodes 315 amino acids. The record is from RefSeq and is a predicted model, not a curated record. The transcript is spliced from 5 exons. Gene Ontology annotation, biological process: negative regulation of thymocyte apoptotic process. Lineage: Eukaryota; Metazoa; Chordata; Mammalia; Artiodactyla; Balaenidae.